Molecule: messenger RNA, 6157 nt
Organism: Spirodela intermedia
Lineage: Eukaryota; Viridiplantae; Streptophyta; Magnoliopsida; Alismatales; Araceae
Source: the annotation of a GenBank genome assembly
AUGUCGCGACCGGGGGGAUUCUUCGACGUUGCGUCCAGAGUCGUGGGGCGGAGUCCCGUCUUCUCCAGGCUUCUAGUCGUCCUCGCUGUUGGGUGCGGACUUCACUCUCCUCUGUUUCGCUCCUCUGUCCUCGUGCUGAUCUGUCUCCUUGAUCGAUACUCGCGCAUGUUUUUGCAUUCGCUGUUUCGCUGGUUUGCUCGCCGUUUUUGCGAAUUAUGUUCUUUUCUAUGAAGUCGUGGCUCCGUGCUCUGGUGCGAUCUUGGUGACGAUUGUCGCACAUUCACUUGCUGAGAAAACGUGUAUCGUCAGAAUUGUGCUCGCCAGUUGAGGAAACGUGUCUCGUCAGGACUCGAUAAUUUCAAACCUCACUUCUGUUUUCCUCUCUUCUUGACAUGGUGCAUUUGACCGAUUUGUCAUUUUGCAAGUUUUUGAAUCGAAACGUGUUUCUAUGUGAUUCGAGGCCUCCUUUUCUUUUUUUGUGAAAUUUCUUUGGACGUUCAAGCUUACAAGGUCUUUGGUAACGGAUUGCAUGAUAUCUCCUCUCACGAUCUACCAUUAGAAAAAUAUUUCUAGAUUGCGAAAGGAGUAUUAAAUUUCAAAUAAGUUGAUGUUAGUUUUUGGGCAAAUGUGUGGACUUAUAUGUCUCCCUGUUGUCUGGAGAUGUUUCUAAGUAUUCUUUUCCCUUGGAAAGCCGUCUGUCGGGCAGUUUUCCUAAUUUUAUCAGAGUUUUUCUGUAGAUAAAUUAAACUAGAUUAAACCGUGAGAAUUCAUGUGAACGUUCAAGAUCAUUUUUUUGUCUUAUCGUAAAUCAUCCCAGAUGAUGCUAAGUUCUGAAAUCUUACGUUAGAUUUAAACGUUGGCAUCGGACUUUAUUUUAUUCUAUGUUUUCUCCAGAACAAAAAGGAGAAAGUCAGUCACUUAUCUCUCAUUUUACAAAACCAAUGGAUUAUAUUAUUUUAUAAAACCUGUGGAUUAUGGUUUUAUUCGAGAGAGAGUGUUAAGCCACGAGGCUAGUUUUAGUCGCUACUUUUAUAAAAGAUAUGAUUCUGUCAGAAAAUACAGGCUAAAGAUCUAUAUGAUGAAACUAGUCUUACUGCAUACUGCAUAAGUUUUUAACGCUCAUUAUGCCCAUCAUUUUAUUUAUAUCAGAUACUCUAUUUUGCUAUUCUCAUAUAUCUCCAUCUAUAAUUGUAUACACCUUUCCUGUGAAGUAUCUUACAUGUUUGAUUUACGUCAUCUGAUUUUAUUUCGGAAAAUUGCUAUAGUAUAUCUGCCUUCUUUUUUACAUUUUUCACUGGUUCAUACUGUGCCUUUGGACGGCUGGCUUAUUUUCGAUUUUGUUUUAUUCCCACAUUUGCCAUUUUUUUAUCCACCCAAGAGUCUUCCUUUUUGCAGUGGCGGAGGUGUUGUGGUGUAUGCCGACUCCAGGACAGAUCCCAGUGUUACUGGUGAGCAAAAUCAAGCGCCCCCUAAGAAAAAGGUGGUGGUUCUUGGUACUGGAUGGGCUGGCACGAGCUUUCUCAAGAACCUGGAUAGCUCUAUGUAUGAUGUCCAUGUGGUGUCUCCUCGCAACUAUUUUGCCUUCACUCCCUUGUUACCAAGUGUCACAUGUGGAACUGUAGAUGCACGAAGCAUUGUUGAGCCAGUUCGUAAUAUCAUAAGAAAGGUACGGCAAUAUAAUACCUAAAGAGUCUCCAUAAGGGGGUCGUCUUAUUGUCUGAAGUGUUCCGUAGCUCAAUUGUUGCAAUGGUUCCAGUGGUGGCAUAUUGCUGACCGAAGAAAAUUUCUUGAAACUCGUUCUUCCCAAAAUUUCUUGGAAUGAAUGCAUGUUGUGCAAUGUCUACACCAAAGAAAAGGAAGGAAGGAGUUUGUAUGAAAUUAGCGCGUAAAUUCAUUUUUAGUAUUGUAGCACUUGCAUCCGUUGUAUUUCAUCAUUGAUGAACCUGGGCAUUUUUUGGUCAAGCUGAUGAGCCCUUGUAAUUGUUUCUCUUCUUAUGCGAUGAUGAAAUGUUUGGUAUUCACAAAGUAGACUUUUUCUGAGGCUGACGUAUAAUCUCCCUAUAAAUCCUUUUGCCCAUGGACAGAAAGGUGGAGGGAUCAAAUUCUGGGAAGCUGAAUGCUUUAAGAUUGAUCCCACAAACAAGAAAAUUUACUGCCGGGCUAAUGUUGGGACAAAUUUAGAAGGAAAUUCGGAAUUUGUGGUGGAUUAUGAUUAUCUCGUUGUGGCAAUGGGAGCUAAAGCAAACACAUUCAACACUCCUGGUGUGAUAGAGCAUUGCCAUUUUCUGAAGGUAAAAUUGGAAUUAUUCCUCUCUCGCACCUAUGAGCUUGUCAGGUUUUUAAGUUAUCUGUUUCCGAUAGAAGAUAUUCUAGAAAUAAACUGCGUGAGAUUAUUUCUGAAUUAACGUUCAUGGUGUGAUCACCAGUCCUGAUUAUAUUUCAGAGUUUUUUUAUCAAAUUUACACAAUGAUAGCAGGGUUACUUGUUCUUCUGCACAUCCUUGUUAAUUUUUUAUUAUCCCAUCUUUAUUCACUCAUCUUCUAUGUGCAGGAAGUAGAGGAUGCUCAGAGAAUCCGUAGAAGCGUCAUUGACUGUUUUGAAAGAGCCAGCCUUCCAAACCUUACUGAUGAGGAGAGGAAGAAAAAUCUUCACUUCGUUAUUGUUGGUGGAGGCCCCACAGGUGUUGAGUUUGCUGCUGAAUUGCAUGACUUCGUAAAUGAAGAUUUAGUCAAAAUAUAUCCUAGAGUCCAAGAAUUGGCGAAGAUCUCAGUGAUUGAGGCUGGAGAACACAUCUUGACCAUGUAAGGACUCAAUCCAUUCCCCUGGUCUGUUUUUUCUUUCAAUUGCUUUUAAUUUUCUGUAUAAAUGGGGUCGGAUAUCCUUCUACUGAAGGACUUUCUAUUCUCAACUUCUAAUCAACAUAUUUUUUAUGGUCUUUCUCUGUUGUAUUUCUUGAUGCGAGGUGAGUUAUUUUGUUGAAGAUACUAGAUGAUAUCCUGGCUUCCGCCCUUCAUCUUAUUUCAUUGAACGAUAGCUGAUAUUGCAGUUUAAUUGAAAAUGUCUGAGACUUAUCUAACACGGUUCUGUAUCUACUGAGGGGAAGAUGAAGCUUUGCCUUUAGCUUUGUACUUUUAAAAAAAAAAACUUACAUGAGAAUGGAAAGGUACUAAGUUUCCUUGGUCGGUCAUAAAGUUUAUUUUCAUGUGCUACAUAAUGUACUGAUUUUUUUUCUAAGCUUUAAUAUGAGUAUAGGUCAUAAGAACGACUUAUCCCUUACACGAGAAUGCGUUGCUUGAAUUGUAUUCAACUUGUCCAUUUUGUGUUCCGACAAGCCAAAUAUUUUAUAUUGGUUUUUGAAAUGCCAGUACCCUAUCUCAUUGAUGCUUGAAACUGAUAGCAAGACUCCAUCCAAAAUAUCUAAGUUGUCACAAACUUUUAUGGAUGCAGUCCUAAUUACAUUAUUCUGAUACCAACUUUCAUAUUCCCAAUAUAAUACUGUCAGAACUAUUGGGUCAUCCAUCUCAUAACCAAUUUGCAAUAAAUAGCGGGCCAUCUUUAUAAUCACAAUAACUUGAGAAAUGAAAUAUGCCGACGUUUAUAGUCAUCGAUGUGGGACUAUUCACCUGCCAUGGGUCUUUUUUUAAUUUCUCAGAGGGUGUCCUAUCGACUAUACUUUCUGUUUAUGGUGUUAGGUUUGACAAGAGGAUCACUGAGUUCGCCGAAGGAAAGUUCCAAAGAGAUGGGAUCAAUGUGAAGACAGGAUACAAGGUUGUCAAUGUGUCUGACAGAUCUAUCACCAUGGUGGGGAAAGGUGCUGGAGAAGUUGAUGUCCCAUACGGAAUGGCCGUCUGGUCAACUGGCAUCGGGACACGCCCAGUCAUGCUUGACCUCAUGAAACAAAUCGGCCAGGUCUAAUGCUGAACUGUAACAUCUUCGGAAGAUGUUCCCGCCCCACUAAUGUACAGUCUCCUUUUGAGAACUAAUUCUGCGUGUGAUGACUCAUGAACAGGGUGGUCGGCGUGCUCUAGCCACUGACGAGUGGUUGAGAGUGCGAGAAUGUGACGGGAUGUAUGCACUCGGCGAUUGUGCUACAAUAAGCCAAAGGAAAGUCAUGGUAUGUAUUGUUAGAGUGCUCAAACGUAGCGAAUGCUGUGAUGUUUUUGGUAUUGAUGGUUUUAUAUCACAUCUCUAAUUGGUUCGCAUCGUUUUUCUUACUGCCUCCACGGAUAACUUAUGCACACAGACAGAGCUUGAGCCAGAGUGCUAAUUCUUAUUUUUUCGCUACAUUUAUUUUCACAUUUAUUGUAUUGUGGAGAAUAAUUCAAAAGUUUGGGAAAUCAUAUUCGGGCACCCUUUUUAUAUACGUCGACAAGAAAUGAAUCAAAUGGGGGCCUCGUCAUGGUGAAAGCCAUGAGUAGGCUAUUUUAGCGAUUAUUUCCUUCUCAUAAUGUCUUUAAAUCUUUUCAAAACGCAUUCCAGGAAGACAUUUCCGCCAUCUUUAGGGUGGCAGAUGCGGACAACUCGGGGACGCUAACGGUCAAAGAGAUCCAAGAUGUUCUUGGAGACAUCUGUGAGAGGUAUCCCCAGGUGGAGCUCUACUUGAAGAGCAAGCAGAUGAAGAGUCUGGUAGACCUGCUGGACGACUCAAUGGGGAAAGCUGGGGGGGAGGACAUGGAGCUGAACAUCGAACAGUUUAAGAAGGCCCUUGAACACGUGGACUUCCAGGUGAAGAACCUCCCCGCAACGGCUCAGGUAAAUGCCCUGAUCAAGCGCCAGAUUACAUUUUUAGCAGUUAGAUUCUGUUAAUUUCUUUUUACAAGUGAUGAUUAGAAUAGUUUUAAGCAUAUAUUUUCGAUAUCAGCAUUCGUUUUUUGCAGAUAAAGUUAUAUUAGCUCAUACGGAUAACGAUCACAAGAAAGUUAUAAUCUCUCCUUACAUCAGCAUUAAUCCUAUCAAUUCAUGCAGAUAAUAAUUACCAUCUUUUUUCGUAUUUUCGAUAUCAACAUCCAUUUUUUGGCGAUUAAAUUACAUAUAUUUAUACAAAUACUGCUCACAGAAUGAUAAAGUUUCAUGGUUUUUGAUGUCAUCAUUCAUUAAAUUAUAUAAAAAUCAUAAACGAGAAUUUGAUUAAAAUAGUUAUUUUAUAUUUGGAUGGAUUCCUAAAAAUACUGAUCAUGAGAUCUGUCAUUUUUCACUUUUGGUAUCCAUUUUGGGAAGGAAAUUAUAUUAAAUCACGAAAAUAUUGAUUAAAAUAUAUGGUAUCAUUUUUGGAUAGGUUGCUGCUCAGCAAGGGGCUUAUCUGGCGAGGUGCUUCAAUCUGAUGCAAGAUGUGGAAGGGAACCCUGAAGGUCCUCUCCGGAUCAGGGAAUCAGGCCGGCACCGGUUUCGCCCUUUUAGGUUCUCAAUCCUGCCGUCUCAUCCCUUCCAGUAAAGAAAUAUUGAUCCUAUCCUAUGAUAAUUUGUUUGCUAUAAGAGGGGAGAGAGAGAGAGAGAGAGAGAGAGAGAGAGAGAUCAGUUUCCCCACCUAAAAUGGUACACCCUUUUAUUUUUAUUUGCCAUCUAUUGAAGAUGAGAUUUCCGCCUCUACUUCCUACUGACUCUCUCAAGACGUGUAAACCUUCUUCAGGUACAGGCAUCUGGGGCAGUUUGCUCCUUUGGGAGGGGAGCAGACCGCUGCGCAGCUGCCUGGGGACUGGAUUUCUAUAGGCUACGGCUCACAGUGGCUUUGGUACUCCAUCUAUGCCAGGCAAGUCUCUCUCCCUCUCUCUCUCUCUCUCUCUCUCUCUCUCUCUCUCUCUCUCUCUCUCUCUCUCUCUCUCUCUCUCUCUCUCUCUCUCUCUCUCUCUCCCUCCCUCCCUCACCGAGCCCCUCCUUCCGGUUUCUCUGUCCCUCUCUUCUCCUCUUUCGUCUUUCUUCCACGCGCAUUCAAAUAGAGAGAGAAACAAGAGAACAGAAACGAAAAGAAAAUGCACCCUUCUGCACUGAACAUCUCUCUCUCUCUCUCUCUCUCUCUCUCUCUCUCUCUAUCGAUCUCUCUUGUCCCCUUCACGUCUUUGACUCUCCUCACAGCAAACAAGUCAGCUGGCGGACGCGCGUGGCGGUGGUGUCCAACUGGGCCCGGCGCUUCAUCUUCGGCAGGGACUCCAGCUGCAUCUGA